AUGUGUGGGGGCAGCCGGGAUGACCCAAGCCUGACUCAGCACCCACAGAGGUACCCGCUCCGCUGGGGAAGCUGCCGUCCUGCCUGCGGCGGUGAUAAUGGAGUGCUGCGGGAUGUCUGGCAGAGGCUCUAUGUUCAGGCCUCCUGCUGUGUCUCGGCAGAUGAUAAACAUGCUGAAGUGAAAGAAAAUCGAGAACCGGCUUUGGAGAGAAUAGAGGACAGCCACGAUGUGAUGUCUAGGUUGGUAAAAAACGAGAUGCCCUACCUCCUCUGGACCAUCAAGAGGGACAACACUGACUAUCACAACCUGACCUGUGACCAGAUGCUGAACCACUAUGCCAAGACUGCCUCCUUCACCACCAAAAUCGGGCUGGGCCUGAACAUGCGGAGCCUGCCCUGGUAGGUCCCGGUGAACCCCGACUCCUUCUUCCCACACUGCUACAGCCUCUGCACCGACAGCGAGCAGCAGGAGUUCCUGGAUGCUGAAAAUGCUGAGGCAAAGCUCAGGGGCCUUCCCUGGAAGCUUGUGGACGUCACAUGCAAGGUGUGCCAGACCUACCUGGGGAAACUGGAGCAUGAGGACAUCGACAUGGCAGAGGACACCAUGGAGGACCUCACCGAGGCCGAGUGGGAGGACCUGACCCAGCAGUACUACGCCCUCAUUCAUGGUGACGCUUUCAUCUCCAAUUCAAGAAAUUACUUUCCGCAGUGCCAGGCUCUACUGAAUAAAAUCACGUCCGUGAACCCUCAGACGGAUAUUGACGGGCUGCAGAACAUCUGGAUUAUGAAGCCUGCAGCCGAGUCCUGGGGCCGAAACAUAGUGUGCAUUGACCGUCUGGAGAAGAUCCUCAAGCUGGUGGCUGCAGAGCACCCUCCUUCCAGGGACAACAAGUAGGUGGUCCAGAAGUACAUUGAGACACCAAUGCUCAUCUAUGACACCAAGUUUGACAUCAGGCAGUGGUUCCUCGUCACGGACUGGAACCCCCUGACCAUCUGGUUCUACAAGGAGAGUUACCUGCGGUUCUCAACACAGCGCUUCUCCCUGGACAAGCUGGACGGCGCCAUCCACUUGUGCAACAAUGCUGUCCAGAAGCACCUGAAGAAUGAUGAGGGCCGCAGCCCUCUGCUGCCAGCACACAACAUGUGGACCAGCGCCAGGGUCCAGAAGCAUCUGCAGCGCCGGGGCCGUGGCGACAUGUGGGGCAGCGUCAUUUACCCGUCCAUGAAGAAGGCCAUCACCCACGUCAUGAAGGUGGCGCAGGAUCACGUGGAGCCUCGUAAGAACAGCUUUGAGCUCUACGGGGCCGACCUCGUGCUCAGGAGGGACUUCAGGCCCUAGCUGAUUGAGAUCACCUCCAGCCCCACCAAGCACCCGUCCACGCCCAUCACGGCCCAGCUGUGCGAGAAGGUGCAGGAGGACACCAAGGUGGCCAUGGACCGCAGCUGUGACAUCGGCAACUUGGAGCUCCUGUGGAGGCAGCCUGCGGUCGAGCUGCCCCCAUUCACCGCUGACCUCUGCGUGGCUGGCAUCGGCGUGAGGAGGGCAAGGAGGCAGGUGCUGCCUGUCUGCAACCUCAAGGCCUCUGCCUCGCUGUGGGACGCACAGCCACUGAAGGCACAGUGCCCCCUUGCCAUGCCGGACCCCACCCAGGGACCCACACGACCGGCUCUCCAGCAAGACCUGGGACUGAAGGAUGAGAAGGGGCUCCCCCUGGCCUUGCUGGCACCCCUAAAAAGGCCAGCCGAGAGCGGCAGAGCCGUGCAUCCCACCCGAACCAAGGCUGCUGGGAAGGCGGAGCUCCCUGCCUGCCUCUGCUGCCACGUGGACAGUCAGACCCUGAACACUGGUGAGCCCAAAGCCCAGCCUACCAAAUGCUCAGAUCCAAACCUUUUUAAUGUGCACCCCCUGGCGCCUGUGCUGCAGGGUCUGAAGACAGAGGAGGAUGCCCUGCGUCUGCCACCCGGAGCCCCAGGUAACAUGGGGGCUGUGGGGGCUGCCUGCUCCAUCCCAACCCUCCCUCGCCAGGCACAGGCUGCAGCCACCUCUCAGACCACGGGCACCACGUGGGAUGUCGGGCAUGGGGCCUGCUCCCUCCAGCAGCUCCUAGCAUCAGAACAGCCCAUGGGGCCUGGGCUGCAGAGGGACCCCCGAGCGCCGCCUUGCCUCGUGUGCCGUGGUCCUGCAGGACUCGUCCUUCGUGCCGCUGGGCGGGCGGAGCUGCAGCCCGAGGACCCCGUGAGCCGGGACCCACGCGGGGACCAGGAUGAUGACCCGGAGCCAGACGCGUGUCCGUGGAAACCUGCGCGGAGCUGA
This is a messenger RNA of Callithrix jacchus (white-tufted-ear marmoset), 2313 nucleotides long. Lineage: Eukaryota; Metazoa; Chordata; Mammalia; Primates; Cebidae. The record is from RefSeq and is a predicted model, not a curated record.